CCCCCCCCCCCCCCAAUAUAUGUAUAUCUAUACAGAAAGUAGCAAUGGAACUUGUUCCAUGUCCUCUGUCUUGCCAAUCAUCAAAUGAAGAAUCCAAUUUUCAAUCUGAUUCCACCCACCACCACUCAGAUUCAUCAUCAACUUCCUCUCUCGCAAGCCUGGCCUCUCUUCUCUCCCAACAAGACCACCAUCCAUCCACCACCACCCACCACCAUCACUGCAUGAUCUCCACCAUCAAAGCCCACUCUUCCGCCGUCUUCUCCCUCUCUCUUGCCGGAAAACACCUCUACUCCGGCUCCUCCGACAGCCAGAUCCGCGUAUGGAGUCUGGAUCCCUCUUCUAUCACCACCUCCCCGGAGAAAAUCGCAGCCUCCGGCAACAGCGCCGUCAAGUCCAUGGUAGUUUCAGGCGGCAAGCUCUUCAGUGCACAUCAAGAUCACAAAAUUCGCGUAUGGAAGAUAGACAAUGACUCUGUUCCAUACCAGAGAUACAAGCUCAUAGCCACCCUACCAAGAUUCAGUGACCGUGUCACCACCCUCUUCUCCGGCAAGAACUAUGUACGGAUCCGCCGGCACAAGAAGAGCACCUGGGUUCAUCAUGUGGACGCAGUAUCGGCGAUGGCCUUAUCUAAAGACGGCUCCCUUCUCUACUCGGUCUCAUGGGAUCGAACUUUCAAAGUAUGGAGAUCAUCAGACUUCAAGUGUUUAGAAUCAGUUUGGAACGCACACGAAGACGCCAUUAACGCUCUGGCCUUUUCCGGCGAUGGUUUUCUGUACACUGGUUCGGCCGACAAGACGAUCAAAGUGUGGAAGAAGCGAGAAGGCGACAAGAAUUCGAAACACGAGCUGGCCGCCGUCCUGGAGAAGCACACUUCGGCAGUGAACGCAUUGGCUCUUAGCACCGACGGCUCUGUGCUCUAUUCCGGCGCAUGCGAUCGUUCGAUAAUUGUGUGGGAAAGAGAUCACGGCGGCUGCGGGCCGCACAUGACUGUGGCCGGCACGCUGAGAGGGCACAGCAAAGCCGUCUUGUGCUUGGCAACAGUAUCGGAUGAUCUGGUAUGCAGUGGAUCGGCUGAUAAAACGGUUAGGGUUUGGAAGAGAGGGAUGGGAAAGAGUUACAGCUGUUUAGCGGUUGUUGAAGGACAUGGAAACCCAGUCAAGUGCUUGGCGGCGGCGGCGAAGGGCAGUGAUGGUGAUCGUAAUGGGGAGUCUGCGUCUUCUUCAGGGACUUGUUUUUUGGUCUAUAGUGGCAGUCUUGACGGUUAUCUUAUGGUCACCCAAGUUAUGGUUCGUUCCUUAUAAUUAUUCUUUCUUUCCUUUUAUUUUUAUGGGUUUUGGACGAUUUUGUAGAUAUGGGUUUUGUCUAAAUGCUUCCAUCACCAUUUGACCUAA
This is a messenger RNA of Diospyros lotus (date-plum), 1391 nucleotides long. RefSeq names its product protein JINGUBANG-like. Lineage: Eukaryota; Viridiplantae; Streptophyta; Magnoliopsida; Ericales; Ebenaceae. Gene Ontology annotation, molecular function: protein binding. The transcript has 2 exons. The record is from RefSeq and is a predicted model, not a curated record. Bases 45 to 1301 code for a protein of 418 amino acids.